CGCUGGGUAGUCAAGACGCCCUGGAGUUUGGACCUGCUUAGCUGCUGGGUGGUGGCCGGGGUUCUGGGCGUGCCUGAGGCCGAGCCAGGUGACUUCGCUGAGCUGACAUUCCUGCUUUUCUUUCAGCCCCGGAUUCCUUUGCCUCUGUGACAGUGACGCACUUAAAAGUGACUCAGUUUCAGGGAAAGGAAAUUGGAGUGGACAGAGGCUGAAGACGGUGUAGACCGGCAGGGAAAGGCACGGUGAUGCCCUCAACCCGGUCCCUGCGGGGACGCCACCACGUAGUCUGUCCUGCCUGCACCCGGCCCCUGCGGGAUGCGGUGACCAUAGCCUGUGGACACACUGUCUGCCUUCUCUGCCUCCCGUGCACCCCGAUGGGGGCCAAGCUGCUAUGCCCGCUCUGUCAGGAGAAAGAAGAGGAGCAAACCCAGGCUGCAGUGGCCCCGGUACCCCUGGGUCCCCUGGGCGAGACCUGCUGUGAGGAGCACGGAGAGAAGAUCUAUUACUUCUGCGAGACAGACGCAGAGCUGCUCUGUGUGUUCUGCAGAGAGGGCCCCGCCCACCAGGCGCACACUGUACGGCUCCUCGAUGAAGCCAUCCAACCCUACAGGGAUCGUCUUAGGAGUCGGUUAGAAGCUCUCAGAAUGGAGCGGGACAAGAUGGAAGAUAGGAAAUAUCAAGAAGAUCAGAAGCUCCAAGAGCUCCUGAUGCAAGUUGAAAGCAAGAAGCAACAGGUUGAAGCUGCUUUUGAAAGGCUGACACAGGAGCUUGGAGACCAGAGAUGCCUCCUGAUGACCAGGCUGGAGGGGCUAGAACAGCAGAUCUGGAAGGAGAGGGAAGAGUACAUCACAAAAGUCUCUCAGGAGGUCCAUCGGCUGGGUGCCCAGGUUGAGGAGCUGGAGGAGAAGUGUCAUCGACCAGCAAGUGAGCUUCUGCAAGAUGUCAGACACAACCAGAGCAGAUAUGAGCUGAAGACUUUUGUGAGUCCAGAGGCCAUUUCCUCUGAUCUUGUUAAGAAGAUUCGAAACCUCCACAGGAAAAUACUUGGCCUCCCAACGAUGAUGAGGACAUUCUUAGAUCACAAACCCAAGCCUGGUUCUCUUCGAAAACGUAAUGUCCACCUGAUUGUCAGCUGCACCGUGGGAGUGGCCGCUGAGGUGGCCUGGGUAAGGGGAGAAUAG
Onychomys torridus (southern grasshopper mouse) is the source of this 1181-nucleotide messenger RNA. Its product is annotated as tripartite motif-containing protein 15-like. Gene Ontology annotation, molecular function: zinc ion binding. NCBI's taxonomy places the organism in Eukaryota, Metazoa, Chordata, Mammalia, Rodentia, Cricetidae. The record is from RefSeq and is a predicted model, not a curated record. The coding region runs from base 246 to 1181 and encodes 311 amino acids. The transcript has 6 exons.